Messenger RNA from Dictyostelium discoideum AX4, 858 nucleotides. It is a transcript of the gene rpl7a, whose product is annotated as 60S ribosomal protein L7a. Bases 1 to 858 code for a protein of 285 amino acids. Lineage: Eukaryota; Evosea; Eumycetozoa; Dictyosteliales; Dictyosteliaceae. Gene Ontology annotation, molecular function: RNA binding. Gene Ontology annotation, biological process: ribosome biogenesis. Gene Ontology annotation, cellular component: ribonucleoprotein complex. The transcript is spliced from 3 exons. The record is from RefSeq and is a predicted model, not a curated record.
AUGUCUCAAAAACAAACUAAACCAGCUGCUGCCACCAAAGCUGCUCCAGCCAAAACCGCUGUUGCCACCACCAAAUCAAAGAAAGUCGUCAAGAAGGGUGAAAAGAAAAUCAAAACUAGAACCUUAUUCAACGCCUUAUACACCAAAAACGUCAAAAACUUUGGUACUGGUUUCGGUGUUCAACCAAAGAGAGAUUUAACUCAUUUCACUCACUGGCCAAGAUACAUCAAAUUACAAAGACAAAGACGUGUUUUAUUAAAGAGAUUAAAGGUUCCACCAACAAUCAACCAAUUCACCCGUGUCUUUGACAAAAACACCGCUGUCCAUUUAUUCAAAUUAUUAGAUAAAUACAGACCAGAAGAAGCCUCAGUCAAGAAAGCUAGAUUAUUGAAAAUCGCUGAAGCCCGUGCUGCCACUCCAAAAGGUCAAGCUGCUCCAAAAGCUGAAAAACCAGUCCAACACUUACGUUUCGGUAUUGACUCUGUCACCAAAUUAAUCGAAAAGAAGAAAGCUAAAUUAGUCGUCAUUGCCCACGAUGUUGACCCAGUUGAACUCGUCUUAUACUUACCAACCCUCUGCAGACGUAUGGAUGUCCCAUACUGUAUCGUCAAAUCUAAAUCCAGAUUAGGUGAAUUAGUUCACAUGAGAAACGCUUCAUGUGUUGCCCUCACUGGUGUCAACUCUGCUGACUCAAACGAACUCGCUUUAUUAGUUGAAUCCGCCAAACAAAUGUUCAACAAUAACAGUGAACACAGAAAGACCUGGGGUGGUAACACUUUAUCUGGUCCAGCUCGUGCUAUCUUAGCCAAACGUCAAAAAGCUGAAGCCAAAGAAAGUUUAGCCAAAUCAAAGAUCUAA